Molecule: messenger RNA, 1498 nt
Organism: Anarrhichthys ocellatus (wolf-eel)
Lineage: Eukaryota; Metazoa; Chordata; Actinopteri; Perciformes; Anarhichadidae
Gene: wdr89
Product: WD repeat domain 89
Exons: 2
Coding region: 170-1324 (384 amino acids)
Molecular function (GO): protein binding
Source: RefSeq, a predicted model, not a curated record
GUAGCGUGAUGACAUUACCGGUGCUUUUUACGACUUUAUUCAGUUAAUGUUGACGUUAAAAUAGUUUAUUAUAUUCUAUUAUACUCCGAUACAAGUUAGCGGUUGUUUUUAUUUCAACGGUUGUGGACAUUUCUGGCAAGAAGCAGCGUUGACUCUUCGCUGAGCUGCCAUGGAGGGUUUGGAGGAGAAGCUCAAAGGUCUGUCCGUCGCUCAGCGGUGUCGCCCAGAGGAGCCCACCUACCUGCUGGACGUCGCCCUGCAGCCAGCCGGCCUGCUGGCCUUGUCCUGCUCCAAUUUCACCAUCCACCUCCACAACAAGGACACCCUGAACCUGGUGGGGGAGUAUCGGGGCCACAGCGGGCCUCUUUGUGGGGUUGUCUUCUCCCACGCCUCCCCUGACCUCCUCUACUCUGGUUCCGCUGACGGGACGGUCCGGGGGUGGGACGUCCGUCGUCCCGGUACACAGGCAGCCCAGGUGUUUAAAAGCGACCCGUCGCACAGCUACUGUAGCUUCGACCUGAGCUGCGGUGACACGCUGCUGUGCGGCGGCACCGAGCAGGUCAACAAAGAAGACAGCUUCCUGGUUUUCUGGGACGUCAGGAAACCCGGCGGCGGGCUCCUCGGGGUGUACUCCGAGUCGCACAGCGAUGACAUCACACAGGUGCGCUUCCACCCUCGGGAGAACGACCGCCUGGCGUCCGGCUCCACGGACGGCCUGGUGAAUGUCUUUGACCUGAGCCGGGGGGCGGAGGAGGAGGCGCUGCUGCUCACCUGCAACAGCGACUCGUCCGCCGGUUCGGUCUGCUGGUCCGGAGCCGACUACACCCAGCUGCUGUGCCUGAGCCACGAUGAGGGGCUGCACCUGUGGGAUCUGGGCAAGCUGGACACGGACGAGCCGCUCACCGUCUUCAGCACCUCGGACGCUCGCGGCCUGCCGCUGAUGGCCGACGGCGGGGCCGUGGAUUACCUGGUGGGGGGCCGGUGGCUGGAGGAGGCCCAGAAGCUGCUGGUGGUCGGCGGGAUGAACGGCGGGGAUCUCCACCUGAUGGAGUGCGACGGCGGGGGGCUUCGUCUGCUGAGGACGCUCGAGGGAGGCCACGCUUCCACGGUGCGCUGCUUCCUGUGGGACGCGGCGGGGGAGGCUCUCGUCACAGGGGGGGAGGACGCUCAGCUGCUGCUGUGGAAACCAGGAGGGGGGGAGCUCAGGACGGGGAAAAGGGAGUCCAUGAAGAGCAAGACCACUUUGAGACUCAAAUCCAGACCGCAUAAAAAACACAGCUACCGGAGAGAAAAGAAGGAAACUCAAAAUACUGAAUCGCACUAACUGAUGGCUGCUCACUUUCUGUUUCUGAGAGAAAACAUUCACACUUCUGUUUUACACGUAAACAAAUAUUGUGUUCUUACAGUAACUAAAGGUUUGGUCACGUUACAUUUCCCUCCUCAUUCGUUACCACAGACUGUUUAUAAGAAGUGGACGUAGUCAUCGUGACGUCACUCA